UAAAGCAGGCUGAGGCUGGAAAAAGAUUUGAACAUCUCACUUGGUUUUAUGCUACCAUCAUCUGGUAGCAUAAAACCAGGGCUCUAAUGGAAUGGUUUAAAAGAAAAAAUAUCCAUGAGUUAGAAUGGCACUGUCAAAGUCCACCCUUAAGCCCAAUCUAGAAUCAGUGGCAAGAUCUGAAAACUGCUGUUCACAAAGGCUCUCCAUGUAAUCUGACUGAGCUUGAGCUGUUUCACAAAGAAGAAUGGGCAAAAAUUUCAGUUAUUAGAUGUGCAAAGCUGGUAGAGAGAAACCCUAAAGACUAGCAGCUGGAACUGCAGAAAAAGGUGGUUCCACAAAGUAUUAACUCAGGCGCCCAUCAUGGAAGAAGCGGACCUGCUGAAGGAGAGGCUCCAGGCAAUCACUGACAAAAGAAGAAUCCAAGAAGACAUUGCAAAGAAAAGAAGACAGAUUGAAGAGGAGAAACUAAAACUUCAGUACAUCAAGAAGAAAUCCCUGCGGGAGCAGUGGCUGAUGGAUGGGCUGAGUCAGCAGUCGGAGGAGGAGCAGCAGGCCAUGAGGCUCCAGGCUCAGGAUGAGCAGCAGCAGAGUGAUCAGCUGCAGAGCAACAUCCUCAGAAUAGAAAAAGAGAUUGAGGCAUUGGAACAGAAAGAGCUCAGCAUCUCAUUCAAUGAAGAGAUAGUCUUGAAGCGGUUGAAAGAGGUGGAGAGGACGCCUGAAGACAUCAUUAAGAAAGCUACCUCUGUGGAUAAAGAUUCAGAUGAAGAAGUACUGAAAGAGGCUUGCAGCACAACUGAGAAUCACAACUUAAUUUCUGUCACCAUGGAAACAGCCGAACAAUCAAAGCUGGUGAUGGACUGUGAAAUGGAGGGUGCUGUGUCUAAUUCACCUGUGCAUGAAAUGGAUUGCAGCGCCAGUGAUGAGCUAACUGGGUUAACAGCAGAUUUAUCAGAUUCUCAGGAAGCAAUAGUUAGCUCAUCAUUAACUUAUGUUCCUAGCAGCACAAGUCUGGCUAACAGUAACUGUUCUGAAAGCAGUCUUUGCACCCUGAUACCCUGUCAAGAGGAAAUAGACACAUUAAAAUUAGUGCAAGGGCAUGAAGAGCUCAACAGGAAUGACUCAAUCAACUCAUUUCUGUCUGAUACCCUUUCCAGUGCUGACAGUGUUUGUGAGAAUGAGGCCUGCUGUAUGAGGCAAGACACACAAGAUCCUGAUCAGGGACAUGAGUCAGAGCAGUGUGUUAAGCCUGAAACGGUGCCAAAAUCAGAACAGCAUCCAGAGCCAGAGGAAGAUGGUGGUCUGGUGAACAUGUCAGAGCAAGAAACUAACCAAGAAACUAAAGAUGAUUUUGAGAUGCCAGAUUACCCUGACCACGAACAAGACCUUCAAUCUGAACAAGGCAAUGAGCUUGAGCAAUGCUCUAUACUUGGCAAUGACCCCCAGCUGGAUUUGUACGGUGAACUUGACCCUGAGGCAGGAGAUAUCAAUUUAGAUGAUGAGCCCUAUCAAAAUCUAGCAGAAUAUCCAGAUGAAGGCCCAGAGCCAGAUGAAAUCCUAUUUGAACCACCUUUUCAUGAAGAGUCUCCAUUAGAGCAGUGUAUAAGAGAAGAGGCGAUGUCAGAUGUGUCAAAUGAGUCCUACCAUAACCCCGAAGAGAUAGAUGAAUGUUUGAGAGUUGAGAUUGCAGCAGCUUCUUCUGACAGUGAUACAGAUGAAAAAUGGAGAGCAAUUUUCUCUUCUUCCAUAAAUAAAGAAGAUGAUGACUCAUAUUUGGAUAGUCUUCAGCUGAGUGCCCAGGAACUCUUUAUUCAGAAAGUUGAGGAGACAGACUAUAAUGAUCAGGAGAGCAGCAACUUUGAAGAGGUUAGGUUUGAGGUUCCAAAAGUACCAGAUGUUUUGGAACAACCUGAGAUAGUGCCUUCCUCUCCGAUGCCCUCUCAAGAGGUUAAGUACAGCCCUUUCAGCCUUCAAGGUUUGUCAAAAAUAUCUGAAGAUGAAAGUGAAAGCUACAGAGAUGCUAAUCAUGACCACUCCAAACUCCAAGAGAACACCAAUGUGGACACAAUCAAGAAGCUACCCAAAGACUUCUGUGUAAUUCAGGAGACAAAGAGUGAAAAUGUCAGUACAGAACAUGUAGACUUCCAGCUAGCUCGCAAGCAAUGGAGAGAAAUGGAGGCGCAAAUGAAAAAUAAGACUGUCUUACCUGUAACAAAGCAGUCACACAUCCAAAGCAGCCACAGCUUCAUGUAUACACCAGUCCGCAAUAUUGAAAGAACUCCCAAGAAAGCGCGGGAUCUGGAGAGUUUAAACCUGGUCACAGAUUAUUCUCACACCCAAUUCAGCCCUUGUUCAGAAGACUCUGGCCUGGAUGAUUCCAGUUACAGGUCCCCCUAUGAUGAUGCUGAAACACCGAUUGAAAGGGAGAUUCGUAUUUCAAUGGAGAGGGAGGAAAACUUGAAAAGAGAGAGGGGACUGGCCAGGAUGGGAAAAUCAACAGAUUGUGCUCCUUCACGAAGUAUCCCUCGAUCCAUAUGUAAUCCUCUGACUCCAUCAUUUAUUAUAACCUCCUCACCAACAAAAGAACCGGUAAAGCAUGAAGUGUCUGCCAACAAUGUUAUAAUUGUAGACCCAAGAAAUGAUUUCACAUUCAGCUCAAAAAGUGGCAACGACAACACAACUUCUGGGCCUGUAGAAUGGUGCUCUGAGGAAAACAGUUCAAAUCUAAUCAUCCUUGAAACAUCUAAUUUGAUCAUUCGAAGUGCCUCUGAGUUCUCCCUUAAUAAAACCUGUGAAGAGCCCCAGGAAAAAAUGUUCCUCAACAACCCCUUCUUCAAACUGCGGUCAAGAAGCACAAUCUCCCUGGUAGAUGAAGAGAUAAGGAUGGUGAAGCAGAGGGAGGAAGAGCUCAGAAAGGAAAGGGCAACACUGUAUGGUAAAGACAUGUUCAGCACAGAAACUGGCCUGUCAAAUCGCAUGGACACUUUGACAUUUGAUACCUCAGGUAUUGUACCAGUUAAAUGCAAGUCCUCUCCAUCAUCGCCAAUGAAAACAACCCACAGGAUGGAUCGCUCUGCCUUAUCCUGUGAUCACAGGUUUCCUGAGGCCUACACCGGAGGAAGACGGAAGAGCGCCAUGGCUCUGCGCUGGGAGGCAGGCGAGUUUACAAAAAACAACUGAAGUGGAACAAGAUGCUACUUUGCCAUUGGAGGUGCAACGGUUGAUGUUUUUAUUCAAGUUAGAUACAUUUAUUAUUGUUAUUUGUUUAAUGUUGUGACAUAACCUAAGCUCUGCUUUUGUGACGCUUUGGAAAAACAGUGAGAAUGUCAGGACAAGUCCCUUUUUAAUUUCAGUACCAGUUUUGUGCAGUACAUUAAAUGAGUUUGAAAAACACAAGGUUUUGGUUAAAGCUUGUACCUUAUUUGGUAACACUUUAUUUGAAGGGAUGUGCAUAAGACUGACAUGACACUGUCAUAAACAUGACAUAACACCUGUC
Molecule: messenger RNA, 3493 nt
Organism: Poecilia reticulata (guppy)
Lineage: Eukaryota; Metazoa; Chordata; Actinopteri; Cyprinodontiformes; Poeciliidae
Gene: palmdb
Product: palmdelphin b
Biological process (GO): regulation of cell shape
Cellular component (GO): membrane; cytoplasm
Source: RefSeq, a predicted model, not a curated record